AUGGAAAAUAAAGAAGCACUUGUUUGCACUUUCAUCUCCAUCUUCAUCUCUCUCCAGUUCUUGUUUUGGAGAUUUCUAAGGCCGCGUUUCAACGCCCGCCAGACCCGCCACCUUGAUCCGCCCAGCCACACCAUGACUGCUGAAAGCUAUGAAUCAGAGUUCUUGUCUUAUAUGAUCCGCAAAUCUAAGCUUGUCAAUAAGGCACUCGACGAGGCUGUUCCACUCUGCCAGCCGCCAGUACUGAAGAUCCGUGAGGCCAUGAGGUACACGCUACUCUCGGGCGGGAAACGCAUUAGGCCAAUGCUUUGUCUGGCUGCAUGUGAGCUCGUGGGUGGGAAAGAGUCAACCGCAAUGCCUGCCGCAUGUGCGAUUGAGAUGAUCCAUGCCUCAUCACUCAUCCAAGACGAUCUACCUUGUAUGGACGAUGACAGCCUCCGCCGCGGAAAACCCACAAAUCAUAAAGUAUUUGGCGAAAAUAUAGCCAUCUUGGCAGUUGAUGCGUUCAUAGCUUUGGCCAUCAAGCACACUGUGGAAUCCACCUCUUUGGACGUUCAUCCAAGGAGAGUUCUCCGAGCCGUUCUAGAGAUGGCGAAAGGCAUUGGAACGGAAGGGCUCGUUGCGGGUCAAGCGGCGGAUUUGGCUGGAGAAGGAAUGAGCUUUGAUAAUAAUGAAGUGGGUUUAAAGCAUCUUGAGUUUAUACACGUACAUAAAACGGCGGCGUUGCUUGAAGCGGCAGCUGUUAUGGGAGGUAUAGUGGGAGGUGGGUCUGAUGAAGAAAUCGAAAGCCUUAGGAGUUACGCGAGAUGCGUUGGGUUGAUGUUUCAGGUGGUGGAUGAUGUGCUUGAUGUGACCAAGUCCUCGGAAGAGCUCGGGAAAACAGCCGGUAAAGAUUUGAUCUCGGAAAAGCUAACGUAUCCCAAGGUAAUGGGAGUGGAGAAGUCGAGAGAAUAUGCUGACAAGUUGAACAGAGAAGCUCGGGAACAUCUUAAAACGUUUGAUCCAGACAAGGCAGCUCCGUUGCUGUUUCUUGCUGAUUACGUUGUCAACAGACAAAACUGACGUGCGUCUUAAAACUCCUUUAUUUGUUGUUUCCUAUUUCAGCAUCGAUGUAACCUAAUAAACCGGGUAAACCAAAAACUCAGUUUUAGUUCAUGUAAACCAUUCAAAUUUAAUUUGGUUUAGUUUUUGGUUAAACCGGAUAAACGAAGUAAGUCGUCUUCUUCAUAUGCAGUAGUAGUGUCAAUCAUCUUUUGCUCUGUUCUUGCCUGUAGAUGUGAAUCUCAAUCUCUCCAUUAUCAUGCUCUCUUGAUAUAUUCUUAGGUUUCUGGUAAUCUCCAGAAAUGGGUUCUUCUUCAGAAACGGAAAGCGAAAGCAGA
Camelina sativa (false flax) is the source of this 1376-nucleotide messenger RNA. NCBI's taxonomy places the organism in Eukaryota, Viridiplantae, Streptophyta, Magnoliopsida, Brassicales, Brassicaceae. The record is from RefSeq and is a predicted model, not a curated record.